Messenger RNA from Guyanagaster necrorhizus, 1357 nucleotides. RefSeq lists its product as uncharacterized. Bases 44 to 1357 code for a protein of 437 amino acids. The transcript has 6 exons. NCBI's taxonomy places the organism in Eukaryota, Fungi, Basidiomycota, Agaricomycetes, Agaricales, Physalacriaceae. The record is from RefSeq and is a predicted model, not a curated record.
CUUCCUACCGCGAACCUUCGCAUGUUGCCGCUCCAUUUUUCAGAUGAGCGCUCGACAUCCUUUCGUUCCCACAAGGUCUCGCCCAGCGUCGCGGGCAGCUCAUCAAAAUUCCCCUGCCCCUCUUCAAAAGUCUGCUUUUGCUCCCGAUAGAACGGAUCCGCUUCAUUCGAAUGCAGACGCUAAUGGAAACACUGACAGUGCGCCGCCUCUGAACCUCCAGAAUCUGAUGAAGAAGAAGUCUUUUGUUUCCGGCAAAAACACCAUCUCUGCACCUGGACGACGCGCGUCAACCUCAGAACAUGCGAUAGAGAAGGAGAAGGGGCCUCUGCCUGGAUUUCCCAGGCGCGUCCAGACGUCGACUCCCAACAUCGUUGCCCCGCAUCCUCUGCCAAUGUCUCUGCCAAUGUUUCCGCUCUUUGCUGGCGCUGAUCUCGCCGUUAAAGCAACUGAUCCCUCCCAUCCUCAUACUCUGCAAUCGCCUACCGAAAAGGACCCGCAUAUACCCACCUCUUUUGCUGUUCCUGAUGUCUCUUUUGCAUCUCCUGUCAAGCCGAACACGAAAUUUCAACACAAGUCGCAGCCUCAUCCUGGUGGCCCUUAUCGCGCAAACGAAAAUAGGAGUAAGCGAAGUAGGAGCGAGUUAGGUGAAGACGAUCUAAUGUAUGCCUAUGAUACGGGCUAUGGUUCUGGUCAGAAUAAGAGAUACAAAAUGGAUGGUCCAGACAAACAUCCUGGAUCAUUCUCCCCUGACCCUCUGUCAAGUCCGAUGCGCCACUCGGAAUACCGCAACAGUCCUACAAGUUCAAGUCGUGGACAUCGUCAACACCCGGGCAACGAAUCCUUCCAUGACUACGAAACUCACACCUUAUCACAGGGCAACAAUGAAGGGACCCUCGAUAAACUUCUUGGACGUGAUGCCAACCUGUUCGUCGAAGAGCAUAUGGACAAUUAUGAGGUCCUGAUGGAGAAAUGGAAGAACUGUACCAUAGACGAAUGGGUUGCUGGGGCAGAUGUCAUUAUGGUCAAGUACUCAAAGAUACUCGAGUUCGUUAAGGCUCAUAUGACGAUGAAGCUCAAGUUAUUUGCAACCUUUGAUAAGCAAGUCGAUUCUCAUGGCGUUGUUCUCGAGGAGCGUCAGAAGGUGCUAGCUGGGGUAAAGCAGAGCUUGAAUCCAACAUUUCUUCCAUCACGUUUCCAUCAGUGGCCGGGGAUGCCAUCCGAAUGGCACGACCAAGUGGCGGUGUCAUGGGCUGACCGCUUGUCGCCGUACAAGUACCUUAAUUCGUCACUUCCUCCAGCUCACUGGGCACUGCGGCCAGUAAACGCUCUGUCCACGCAUUUUGGCCAACGCAAAUAA